Messenger RNA from Caenorhabditis angaria, 2489 nucleotides. NCBI's taxonomy places the organism in Eukaryota, Metazoa, Nematoda, Chromadorea, Rhabditida, Rhabditidae. The record is from the annotation of a GenBank genome assembly.
AUGGCCAGUGAUGCCACUUCAGAAUUGAUGAGAGGUCAUUUAUUGACUAGAAUGGAUAGUAAGUUGAUUUGUUGUCUAGUGUAAAAAUUAAAAAAAAAAACGCAAUUCAGGCAAGAAAAAACCACCAUUCUGGAAUUGUGGUAGUUACGAUAUUGAUGGACCAAACCAAGAGACAAACUAUUUCAACAAGAGAAGAGAAGAGGUAUCUUAGAAAACAAAAAGAUUUUUGAAGUUUCAAAGACAUAAUUACGAAAAGCCCAUGUUUUGUCAAUAUCAAUAAUUAUCUUGUUUUUCAGAGUUGUCAACUAUUGACAAAUAGCCUUGCAUUAUCAGCUGUUGUUAAUGCGAAUGCUGAAGGUGGUGAUUACGAUUGGGAUAGUUUGGCUGAAUGGAUUUCUGAUAAACAAGCUAAUCUUGGAACUUUUGGAAACUCUAUUAACACAGUCAUUGUCAAAAGAUCUUUGUAUGAGAAAAAACGAAAAUCGUUAGAUAAUUCCAAUGGAAACAUUAAGGUUUAAUCCAAAAAAUUUUUGAAGAAAAUAAUUCAAAAUGUUUUAGGUUACAAUUUCUUGUGAUACUUGCACCGAAAAGACAAUAAAUGUAACAAAUCAAGCAGAAGAAAUUCAUGUAAGAACAACAGAAGCAAAAAAAAACUAGGCGGUAGAGCUGAAAAUCAAGUUUCUUUUCAGAUUCCGGUAAAUCAACGAACCGUGAAACUAAAAGUGCAAGGAAAAGGCAAAGUUACUGUGACAGCAAGAAUUAUUGCGAAUAUGAGACCAAGACAAAAACGACAAUUGCCACAAAGUGUUUAUUAUCCGGUCAAUAUAAUUGUCAAUCAGAUUCAUUCAGCGCGGAAUGUUAUUCAGACUGUUUGUUUGAAGUGAGUCUUGGAAAAUAAGAAAGAAACGUUUGAUAUAAGCUGGAAAAUCAAUCAAAUAUUUAUCGUAACGAUAUAAAUUUUGCUUAAAAUCACAAAAACACCAUUUUUUCAGACACUUCAAACGUUUACUAAUUAACCAAAUGUUGAUAUUUGCUUUUUCAGUGAAGAAAAACAAAGAUAAUUUUUCAACUGUUGGGCCUAGUCUAUUGAAUUUUUGGAAUUUGGGCUAACGAGUUUGGAAACUAAUAAUUGCGAGUAGUAAAUUACAUACUUCGAAUUUUUAAGAAAAAUGAUCAUCAUAAAUUCUCCAUCACAAAUAAAAUUUCCACAAAAAUUCUUAACAAGUUGAUUUUAGCGUAAGUACACCAGUUAUCCGAACUUUGGAAAUAUCACACGGAACCUAUACAUUAUUCGAUCCAAUUGAAAGUUCAUUGAAAUUUUUGAACAAUUCACAAACUCCAAUAAAUGUUGCUGUCUCGUCGGUUGGUAUUCAUUUUAUGAUUAAAAACAUAGUUGCAAAUAAAACUAUUUGUUAUGAAUUGCAACUUGGAGAAUCAAAUAAAGGCAGAAAUUCGCCUAGCCUUGCUUCGCCUGUUCCAAUUCGUGCUACUCAUGACGUUCAAGGUCUAGUUGGAAUGGUAUUAAUCUCACAUCCAGAUGCUCCAAAAAGUACUCCAAAACGAAAACGCGUAAGCAUUACCAGAUCACGAUUUAUUCGAGAGAUCAGUGACCCGGAUAUGUCUGUUGACAAAAUUUGUUUUGAUAAUGGAAAUUGUGCAUGUGCUGAAUUAACUUGUGAUGUUCAAUACAACCAAUGCCCAUAUGAUGAUCAAACAAAACUAUCAAAAAAACUGCAGCAAAAGGGAAACUUUAGUGAGUGUUUUUUGGGGAGCAAAAAAACUAUCAUAAAAAUAGAAUUAUUAGUCUGUCCCAUAUUGUGCAUACAAAAUGUGUUCAAUUCCAGUGAAAAAAACCGGAAAUUGUAUAUAUAACAGCAUGAUACUAUUUUUUUGCUAUUUUUGAAAAAGUUCACUAAAAUGAAAUGAUUUUUAGGGAUCUGGAGAGAAUAUCAAAAUUUUUCAUGGAAUUAUUUCAAAAAAAAAAUAAGAUGGCUUUCGUAAUCCUCAAGGGAAAUAGUUGAAAAUUAACCAAAUUUAUUAAAUAUUUUGCAAUUAAAAAUUCUAUGAGCAUAAUAGAAAAAUGUUGCAAUUUUUCAGUUCUUCGCGUUCGUGCUUCAAAUAUAACCAAUGAAACUUAUAACAAUGUGGAAUAUUCAAUCAUCACUUGCAAAAUUACAGAUUAUAAACCACAAAGUGCAAAAGAAAAACUACCUGACAGUAAGAACUUUUUUUUUAUUUUUGAAGGAUUCUGAAGAUGUUUCAAAAAAUCGGACCUGUUUAUAGAUUUGAACCAAGAUAUUCGAAUAUGGGUUCGAUCUUGUAAUGAAUAUACUCGUAAUAAUACAGUGUAUAUGAUAAUGGGACAUGAAGAUGGUUGGACACAAAAUUCGAAAAGUAAUUAUAAUUACAUUAUGAAUUCAAAUGAUCGAAUUGAAGAGAAUACAAAAAAAUGUGGAGUUUUGAAUAGUUUUAUCACUUUGAGCGAUUGA